Messenger RNA from Trichomycterus rosablanca, 3630 nucleotides. RefSeq names its product NLR family, CARD domain containing 3 (gene nlrc3). Gene Ontology annotation, molecular function: protein binding. The transcript is spliced from 18 exons. Lineage: Eukaryota; Metazoa; Chordata; Actinopteri; Siluriformes; Trichomycteridae. The record is from RefSeq and is a predicted model, not a curated record. Bases 50 to 3469 code for a protein of 1139 amino acids. Gene Ontology annotation, biological process: intracellular signal transduction.
CAGUAACAUCCCAUAAACGUACAGAAACAUCACAGCUAGCUUUACUGGGAUGGAGAGGAACUCACGAAUUCCUUGGCAGGACGACUGCUAUAUGGUUCUGCAAUCUAUUUCUCCAAAAUCUGGAACUCGCAGGAAGAUGGAAGAUUCUGGUUGGCUGCGUAGGCAUCAAAAAUCAUUGCAGCGUUUUAUCGAUGCCUCGUUGUUGAUCAAUGUGGUCAACCACAUGAAGAAGUCAGACCUGCUCAGUGCUGAGGGUGUGGGGCUUAUCAAGGAGGCGGGAUCCUUGAAAGAUAAAGUUCAAACAUUGGUUGAGCUCCUGUUCAUGAGUGACUCGCAGGGCUCUGCUCUCAAGGCUUACUUGCAGAGCUUUCACCCGGAUCAAUACCAACUCAUAACUCAUCAUGAUUCUGUCAUUCAACAGCAUAAGGACGCCCUCCUUCGGCAGGUCAGAGAGGAUGUUGAAACCCUUCCAAACCAAGACACCAGUAACAGCCCUCGUCCCGCCCUAUUACUGGUUGAGGGAGUGUCCGACCUGCAGCAGAGAGAACACGAUCUUAUUCAAGUGUCAGUCAACAGAGGAGUUGGACCGUUGCAUAGCCGCCCACUGGGCCUGGACAAACUGUUUGCUCCCCUGACAAGGGUUAGCACUGCCCCUCGUGUCACACUGACAGUAGGCGUGGCUGGGAGCGGGAAGAGCCGACUGGUCCGACAAUUUAUCCGUCAAUGGAGUUCAGGAAAGUUAUACCCAGAGUUGAGCUUGGCGAUUCCGAUUUCAUGUUGGGAAUUGAGCUACUUUGAGCGGCUGUCGCUUGAAAGGCUGCUUCGUUUGAUCAUUCCAUAUGAUAAUGUGGACGUCAUUUUAAACAGCAGUGUCUGUAAAGUCUUGUUGAUUUUCGAUGGGCUGGAGGAAUUCCGCUCCCCGUUAGACUUCUCAGAAGCUCCUGCUACCUCUGAUCCUCGUCGGGAGCUUUCGGUGUCCGACCUCAUUACAAAUGUCAUUAGGGGAAACUUGCUGCCAGGGGCAUCGUUGUGGCUUUUGUCUAGACCUGGUGUUGGAGCAAAAGUACCUGCAGGAUUGGUGGAUCGUGUGACGGAAAUCCCACCUUUCUCGUCUGUGUACAUUGAGGAUUACCUCCAAAAAGUCAUUGCUGACUCACUGGAGAACUCUUGGCCACAACCGGAACAAUCGACUCAGUCUAAUUCUUGUACAAAAACACCAGAGCACUUGUCUCACCAGGCAUGGACUCACUUAAAUUCCCAAAAACCUUUGCUUAUCCUUUGUUCAGUACCUGGCAUCUGUCACAUCGUCACAACAACUCUGUCCCACCUAGUAGGGAUGGAAUUAGAGGACAUGUCUCCUCCACGAACUCUAACAGAGGUAUACGCCCAUUUCUGUUGGCCACAUCUUUUAUCCAUGGAUCCAUCUGGCGGGAGCAUUCGGAAGCCCCUGGGCAGUCUUGGACGCUUGGCAUUUUAUACUCUGCUGCGCCGGCGCCACACAUUUAUUGAAACAGAACUACGAGCUUAUGGUGUAGACAUACCACCACCACCAGGAAGUCUAGGAUUCAGGAUCCUCCAGAGAGAACAAAGCUGGUCUUCUGAAACUGUGUCAUGGCGGUUCAUACACACCUCCAUCCAGGAGUUUCUUGCCGCCCUGUUCUACUAUAUUUCUUCACGGCGUGGGAUGUUUGACCUUUUCUCUGAGAGCAGUGUCUCAUGGCCUCGUAUUGGCUUCCAGAACCACUAUCGCGCUGCACUCCAGAAGACCAGCGCCUCUACCAAUGGUAACCUUGACCUCUUCAUGCGCUUCCUGUCUGGUCUGAUGUCUGCGUCAACAGGAACUCUGAUGAGCGGGGCGUUAGGAGUGAGUCGAGAUGAACAAGUGACCCAGCGCACAAUGGCGACAACUCUCCUUCAGAAUACGGUGACAGGGUCAGGGAGCGAAGCAGUCAGCAUGCGAGACGUUGCUAUCGUUGCCUGUCUGGCAGAGCUACAGCAAGGAGAAUGGCUACGGUCUGUGGAAGAGGAUUUGAUUGGCUUUAGAUUACAGGGGAAACUGAAGGGUGGAGUUUGUGCAGUUCUGGCAUACCUGCUGCAGGUGUCGGACGCAUGCGCCAAUGAGACGCACCUCUCAAACUGCCUAAACACCACCUCUCUCAAGCAACUCCUCCCACAGCUCCUGUACUGUAGCAAGCUAAGGAUGGAAAAUAAUAAAUUUAAGGACGAUGCAAUGGAGCUACUGGGAAGUUUGCUGAGUGCAAAAGACUGUCAUAUUCAAUCACUGAGUAUGGCAGAUAGUUCAAUUAGCAGUAAGGGGAUCAAUCCAUUGAGUCAAGCUCUUAUGGUUAAUCGCACUCUCACUGUACUGGAUCUUCAUGGUAACAAUAUUGGCAUCAAAGGGGCAAAGAAAUUGGCUGAUGCACUGAAGAUGAACCAGGUCAUCGUAUCAGUCAAUCUUCAGGGUAAUAAUAUACAGGAUGAAGGAGCUCGUGCACUGGCUGAGGUUCUGCAGUCUAACCGGAAGCUUACCACACUAAAUGUUCAGAAAAACAAUAUUGGACCGGAGGGGGUGAAGAGAAUUGCAGAGUCUUUAAAAAAGAAUCAGAUAUUACAAGACCUCAAUGUGUCUAGUAAUCAGCUGGGAGACUUGGGUGCUCUAGCAUUGGCGCAAGCCCUUGCCAACAACCAUACACUUCGUACACUCAGUUUGCAGAGUAACUCUGUCAGUGAUAAAGGAAUGACGGCUCUUACUCUGGCCCUGCGCAACAAUAAAGGCCUCAUUAGUCUGAACCUUAGGGAGAACUCCGUAGGUGUUGAAGGUGCCCGGGCCAUUGCUCGAGCAUUACAAGAGAACAACACACUUAAGGAACUUGAUCUUACAGCUAAUCUUCUCAGGGACGAUGGCGUGACAGCCAUAGCUGCUGCAGUAAAAGUCAACCGAGCUCUGACCUCCUUACAUCUUCAGUGGAACUUAAUGAAGGCUGGUGCAGCUAAAGCUCUAGCUCAGUCCCUACAUCACAACACCAUCAUCCAGAUCCUGGAUCUGCAGGAAAAUGCUUUAGGUGAUGAUGGUGUGGUCUCGCUGGCAGCUGCUCUGAAGCUUAACUCAUCUCUCAAAGAGCUGUAUCUUCAGGGUGUAUCAGCAGGUGAGGCGAGUGCUGUGGCACUGGCUGAGGCUCUGACAGUGAACCAAACCCUUCACACAUUGGAUCUCCGUGGCAACUCCAUUGGAAUGGGUGGAGCAAAGGCUCUCUCCAGUGCACUGAAGACCAAUCAGAGUUUGAGAAGUUUGAAUCUUCAGGAGAACUCAUUAGGAAUGGAUGGAGCCAUCUUCAUUGUCGCAGCACUGAGAGGAAAUCAUCAACUCACCUACAUCAAUCUGCUUGGUAAUGGAAUUCGUGAGUCGGGGGCCAAAGCAGUUUCGGACGCCAUACGAGCUAAAGCUUCAGAAUGUGUGGUAGACAUCUAGUAAUCUUAUACAAACUGUACAAAUUAUUAAAUUAUAUGAAUGAAUGUAAAUUCUUUAAUAUUUAUUGCAGUUAUUAAUUAGUGUCAUUUUUGUUUUGUUGGAUGAUGUACUUUAUUUUUUUAUAAUUUGUACAAAAAGUAUUUUGCUGAAACAUUUUAUAA